Messenger RNA from Armigeres subalbatus, 1584 nucleotides. RefSeq lists its product as uncharacterized. The record is from RefSeq and is a predicted model, not a curated record. Lineage: Eukaryota; Metazoa; Arthropoda; Insecta; Diptera; Culicidae. The coding region runs from base 253 to 1584 and encodes 443 amino acids. The transcript is spliced from 7 exons.
UAUUCGAAAUUCCUUGAUUUUGGAGUCCACUAUUGUUUGAUCAGCUUACCGCCGGACGUUGCUUUCACAUUAUGUGAUAAAAAUUUCCCGGCCGAGAGUUUUGGUACGCUUACUGUAUCAGAGUGGGAAGCAGUGUUAGCUGGUACCGUGUUGAGUGGGACUGGACAGGAGGUGUUUCGACGAAUUUCUCAAUGGAAAACUGAUCAGGCAAUUGGUCCGAAUGAGAGCUGCAUUCCACCGUUGGAACCGAGUAUGUACAUGUUUCAGCUUGAACCCUCAGACAUACAGCCAGAUGCGCAGCAAUUCUCCGGUACCAUGAAUACCCCGUGCAUCGAAUCCAAUGAUGCGGAUCCGAGAAAACUGUCCGAGAAGACUGGCGGUGAUAAUUGCCCCACAGGUGGGGCGACAAGUGGGAUGAUGUGUAAGGUUGAACCACUCGGUUCCGAUACCGACAGAAAUUGUAGAAGUGUGACAGUUAGCAACACUGUUCAAAAAUAUGAAAUUUGUUACAACAUGAUGGAAGCUGAUUUCGAAAAGCAAAUUGACGAACAGAAUUCAAACGAUUUCGCGAGUACAGCUACGAAUGUGCAACAGGAAGCUUAUUCCGAGAAGCAAAUUGACGAACUCGAUUCAGACGGCCUCGUGAGCGACGGCACGGAUGAUAAACAGGAUAGUGGUGUGAAAGGCAAGCUAGCGGUAAACAUAAGUGGUGUAACCAAGCUAUCGGAUGUGUCCAAUAACAUGGGAAUUUCAGCUGCUGGUGCAAUAAGCCCGCUAUUAUAUGAGCAACAAGAUGCAUCGGCCGUUGGGGUUUCCUCAGGUGUCCUUAAGCCAACAAUCGAUCUCCAACCUCAGUUUGCCAACACUCCAUUUUUUUCACCAGACGAUCUGAGUCAUCUACUGGCCAAAUCGGAUGUCGGACAAGCCAUUAUCCAGAACAGCUUGAAAGGACCGUUAUCGAAGGAUAGCAAGAAGGAAUUAGCUGGCAUCAUAGCGAAUCACCAUCUUUCCUGUCACUCUGCUGGGAAUAACGUAGCAUUAUGUCGGCUACCGAAGGCGGUGCUUGAGAACUACGUGAAUUGUGUGAAGCUGCGAUUCCCAGCCGAGAACAAUGAUAUGCUAAUGUACUACAUCCCGGCUACGCCUCCGGAGAGAAAGAAUCCAGGAGGAUCGAUAUAUCAGGCUUAUAAGCGUCUGAAAAGCGUGAAACGUGAUCGAGAGCGACGAGAACUUCAGCAUACGGCAAAACUAGUUGCUAAAGAAAACAACGCUAACCCUCAUGAAGCUGAACAGUCUGAAGCAAACAGGUGGCUUGCUCUCAAUAAUGCCCCUUGGGACACAGUGAUGAAAAUGUGGAAAAUGACAGAAACAUGUCGAUUUGAAGAUACAAAGACGCUGAAACCUGUUGAGAUUAUUGCGAAGUAUCGUCAUUACGCAGCUCCACUUGGAUAUCAAUUGGUAAGUAAGGGACCCACCAACACCAAUGGGGAUGGAGAGGGCUAUAAGCCACCCUCUGAAUCUCACCACCCAGAAAAGGUCCUUCGGACGGUCAUGAAGGGGUGGCGUAAGAUGGGAGGACAUUGA